AUGGAAUUCAAAGCAAAUAAAAAAAAAAGUUUCUCUGAUUCAACGGAACAGACAGAAAUUCCGGACAUUUUGGCUCAGACUGAAAGUGGCUGUAAAGUGUUGAUUGACGGGCACACUUUCCGUGAAGUCCUGAACAGUGUUCAUUCUCAAGAAGGAAAACUUGACCUUGUUCAAGAUCUCAUUAAGCAGAUUUUAAAUUAA
Molecule: messenger RNA, 201 nt
Organism: Enterobius vermicularis (human pinworm)
Lineage: Eukaryota; Metazoa; Nematoda; Chromadorea; Rhabditida; Oxyuridae
Source: the annotation of a GenBank genome assembly